Molecule: messenger RNA, 890 nt
Organism: Folsomia candida
Lineage: Eukaryota; Metazoa; Arthropoda; Collembola; Entomobryomorpha; Isotomidae
Product: glutathione S-transferase 2
Exons: 4
Coding region: 129-797 (222 amino acids)
Biological process (GO): glutathione metabolic process
Molecular function (GO): glutathione transferase activity
Source: RefSeq, a predicted model, not a curated record
GUUAUACAUAUGUAUAAGAGGAUCUUGCACGUGCACUUUAGUAUUAGCUUUGUCCUAAUAGUUGUCGGAUUCAGACCAUAUUUUUUUGGUUAAAUAUUCUGUUUAAUUUAAACUUAAGUUAAAUUAAAAUGGGAAAGCCGAAAUUGGCGUAUUGGGACAUUCGUGGUUUGGCACAGAAGAUCCGCUUUGCCCUCGCGUACAUGGGGGUUGACUACGACGACUUAACGUACAAGGAAGACAAUGAACAAACCGGUGGGGACAAUACUUGGGCAUCCGAUAAAACCAAGCUGGGCCUUAUUGCUCCAAAUCUCCCAUACUGGAUUGACGACGACGUCAAAAUCACCGAGUCGAACGCCAUCCUCAAGUAUGUCGUCCGAAAAUAUAAUCCGUCCAUGAUCCCGUCGAAUCUUGCCAAGUUGGCUGAGAUGGACAUGAUUGAAGGCAUUUUAGCGGAUAUUAUGACGUACUCCGCCACCGCCGCGUAUUCCGGCGAAGACAAAAAAGAAGAACAUUCGUACACGUUCGGGUCCGUGGUGCCGACAAAGUUGGUGAUUCUAUCGAAAAUUUUGGGCGACAAGAAAUUCCUGAUGGGAAAUGAGCCCUCCUACAUUGAUUUUCCUACGUACGAAAUCCUCUACAUGUUGACCAAAUUCCGUCCAAGCGUUGUCCAGGCGCAUGAAAACUUGACAGCUUACAUGAUCAGCUUUGAGAAGCUUCCGGCUAUUGAGGCAUACAUGAAGUCGCCCCAGUUCAUUAAAGGGCCCUGGUUUAGCAGGCAUUGUCCGGCUAAAAUUUAGCCAUGUUUAUGUAUUAUUUGGUGUGAAAGUACUGCGAUUUAUAAAAUUGGUGAGAUUUCACAAUUGAAUAAAUAUGAAAUUUGAUUAAAAGUA